Impatiens glandulifera is the source of this 2536-nucleotide messenger RNA. Its product is annotated as F-box protein SKIP14-like. The record is from RefSeq and is a predicted model, not a curated record. Gene Ontology annotation, molecular function: protein binding. NCBI's taxonomy places the organism in Eukaryota, Viridiplantae, Streptophyta, Magnoliopsida, Ericales, Balsaminaceae. The transcript is spliced from 2 exons. Gene Ontology annotation, cellular component: cytoplasm. The coding region runs from base 814 to 2124 and encodes 436 amino acids.
UUUACCCUCCUCCUCUCUCUCUCCUCCAUACCUAUCUCUCUCUCUCUCUCUCUUUCUUCCCCGUGAACACGGUCGGCAGAUUUAUCCCCAUUCUCUCAUCCAAUUCGAUUCAAUGUCUCUUAAUUUCAUCUCCACCUUCAUUUCUUCAGAUUCAAUUGCAUCAAUUUCAUCCAUGAUCCCAUUCUAGCUUCUAUUAUUCUGUCGAUUGCGUUCUUUCGGGUUCAGAUUUCAUUUUGGCGGUGUUGGUGUUGGUCGUGCUGCUGAUCAUCACUCAGGUCAACUAGAUUCCCUUUUUUAUCCUUUAAUCAGGUUUUUUCCCGCACAUUUCUUAUUACUUUCUUCGCCUAUUUCUCUCGAUCCACUUAAGCGAUUCUUUAUUAACCCUAGUUUUAUUAUUAGGUCAUCUUACAAAUUUAUCGAUUUGUUCGUACCCAUCUCAUGAUAUCAUAGGUUUUUUCUUUUGCUUGAUCGAUUCACUCCAUGGAUAUGAUUCUAGGUUUCAUACUGGAAGCUCUGUGAAAUUUUCGGUGCGUCGUUUUUAGUUGGCAUCUGAAAUCGAGGCUUCUUUCGUUAGAAUCGAUUCUUCCUUUAUUACAAUUAGGGGUUCGUUCGUUCAUUAGAUCUUCUUCAAUCCUUUCUUUCUUACCAUUUCUUUUCGGUUACCAAAAGACAUAAAAAAAAGAAGAAAACAGAAAAAAUAAACAACCUUUUAUCUCGUUUUCUCAAUCCCUUAAUCCUUAAUUUCUGUUGUUUGUAUAUAUAUAUAUUUUUGAAGACAAAAGAGAAAAAAAAAAAAACCAACUGUUGUGUGCUAUGGCCUUGAAUUUUUCACACCGUCCAAUCUUUUCAUCCCAUUUGUCCGAAGACAAUUAUGUUUCUCCAGCAAGAAUGGCAAAUGGUUACCUUAUGGAGGGAAUUCAAGAAAAUAGUGACAGGUGUGGCUCCCCGGAAUCUGUAUCUAAAGAUGUAAUUGAUCGAUUACCUUCGGAUCCAUUUGACAUGGACAUAACUACGACAUUUACAGCAAUUACGGGUUGGUUGGAGGAUUUGGAAGUAGACUAUGGAGGAUUUGGACGAAAUGUUGUGGUGAACAAUGCAGAGGAGUAUAAUUUGUUCACAGGGUUAAAUUUAAUUUGGACCAAUGUCUUGCGGUUCCAACCAUUUCCCAGCAAUACACAAUUCAGUCAUAUCGUUCCUGCUGCAUCUCCAUCAGAUGGAUGGAUAAACGAGACAGAGGUUGUGAGUAGUAGUAGUAGUACAAGUAUAAAUCAUGUUGAAGAAACUCAAGAAGAGAGUGUUGAAAGUUGUGGAGUUGCACAUGAAGCUUUCCUUUAUUCUCUUGGGUCUCUGGGCGUGCGAGAUCUCCUUUCUGUCGAAAGAGUUUGCAAGUCCUUGCGUUCUUCUGUUCAAACUGAUAUACUUCUUUGGAGGAAUAUCGUUAUUGAUCAACCUUUGAAUGAGAAGAUCACUGAUGAUGCUCUGUUUGAAUUAACAAGUAGGGCCCAGGGGACACUCCACUCUUUGAGCUUGGUGGAGUGUCCUAGGAUUACUGAUGAUGGGCUUAAACGGGUACUCGAGACCAAUCUCCAGUUAACAAAGCUAAGUGUUCCAGGAUGUACAAGACUCAGCGUAGAGGGCAUUGUGAGUACGUUGAAGACACUAAAAUCUGAAGGUACUUUAUGUUUGAAGCAUCUCAGAAUGGGGGGACUUUAUGGAAUGACAGAAAAUCAUUUUGAGGAGCUGAAGCUCUUAUUAGGGACCAACAAAGUACAAAAUGAUCGUGAGCCACGAUAUUAUGAUGGGGGGCAUCAUUAUGUGCUGUGUGACGAUGACUAUGCAAUUGAUAUAGAAGAAUGCCCAAAGUGCCAAAAAUUGAGAAUUGUUUAUGAUUGUCCAGUUGAGGGUUGCCAAGGGCAAAGUGGUAAUUGUAGAGGAUGUAUACUGUGUAUUCCGCGAUGUGUAGAAUGCGGUUGUUGUAUCAACGAUAGUGAGUAUGAGGAAACCUUUUGUCUGGAAUGGCUUUGCUCAGAUUGUUCUAGUCAUCAGCUGCCCAUUCCUACAGAAAGGCUUGAUGAUAACAUUCUGCCCUUAGAUGAUAACGUUUUGAGCCAGGAAUCAAGCUAAGGGUUGGUGUAAUUGUUGUUCUCUCGAGAAAAAAGAAACAUGUGUUUGUGUUGGUAGUUAGCAUUGGCCAAACACAGCUUUUAGAUGGACCUUAUUCGUAUUGACUGUAGAAGUGGUGUUGUUUAAGUUGGUAUGGACCGAAAUUGGAGGAAGAAAGCACAAAACAAUGAUGGUGAAAAGGAAAAAUGAUAAAGAAGGUCAGUUUGUGUUACUAAAUAUAUAUAUAUAUAUAUAUAUGAUGGGUUGGGAUGAAAUAAAAGUUUGUUGUACUUGUUUAUGACUUUAGAUUGUUAAGAAUGAUCAUCUUAUGUUAGACUGUAGUAGUACUAAUAAUCACUUAUGUUCAAACUGUGUAUUGUUGUCAUAUGGUUGUGUUAUAGAAUAAAAACUUAUGAUUUAUCCAACUUUUCAA